Siniperca chuatsi (mandarin fish) is the source of this 1368-nucleotide messenger RNA. Its product is annotated as pollen-specific leucine-rich repeat extensin-like protein 4. The record is from RefSeq and is a predicted model, not a curated record. The transcript has 5 exons. Lineage: Eukaryota; Metazoa; Chordata; Actinopteri; Centrarchiformes; Sinipercidae. The coding region runs from base 42 to 1088 and encodes 348 amino acids.
CAGUGAAGACAGCCUCCUGAGCAGGAUUGCAGGGGUUCAAGAUGAUUUCCUCAUUAUGGUCAGCGGGGGCUCUCUGCUGUCUGAUGCUGCUUCCAGGCCUGCUGGAGGCCAAAUCUUUGUUAAAUGCCAUCAAGCAGGAAGAGAUGGUCCCCGUCAAUGAUGUGAAUAUUGACUCAGAGAAAGCAAACAGCUUUCUGACUCACUCCAGACCGAAGCGUAACGCGGACCCCAGGUGGUACAGAGGAAACCCAGACUUCCAGGCUUACUACCGCUACUACAGCAGCAUCGGACACACUGAGGGGCUCUAUGAGAUCGACAAGCUGCGGAUGCUCUACCAGCAGAUGAGGUACCUGGAGCACACCUAUGGCCCAAACGCUUCCUAUUUCCAGAGCAAACUGGGAGUGCCGAUGAUCAUGUGUGACCCAGCUACAGACAAGAAGUGCAAAGUCGCUCUUCCUCCCCCACCUCCAAUGAAAGGGGUCCCAAAGCCCACAGAGCCCCCAGCAACCCCUCCUCCUCUUCCUGCUGCUCCAGCCAUUUCCCAGGCCGACGUUCUCUACCUGUGCAACAACAAGGAUCCCCUCUGUAAGCCCCACAUCGUCUACCUGCCCACCGGCUCCGUGCCUGUGCUCUGCGACCCCCGCUACCAUCCCCACUGCACCCCCCAGAAAGCCCCUCCAGCCCCAGUUGCAGUGCCCCAACCUCCUCCCCCUCCACCAAAAAAGUCUGCCCCACCUCCACCAAUCCUCGUCAAGAAGUCUCCCCCGGCCCCCAUCCGCACCUUCAAGGGCAUGGAGUACGACUGUGACCCAUACUGGGACCCCGACUGCCUGAUUGACCACCCACCCAGACCCAUGAAAGGGAAGAUCGUGGUCCCCCCACCGCCACCCCCUCCUGUGGAGGAGGAAGAGAAAGAGAAACCAGUGGAGGUGCCAGUUCCUCCUGCUCCCAUGGAGAAGAAAGUAGCCCACUACCCUUACUACUACCCUAUGCCUUACGACCCCAGGGAUGAUCUGUACGACCCGGUCCGCUUCCAGUACCCACAGCCUGCUGCUGAUGAGCCUGCAGAGUCAGGCCACAGUCAGUAAAACAUCCAGGACGUGUUGGAGGAAAGGUGUGACUUUGAUUGAAAACAUUUAAGUUGAACAAUUUCAUAUUUUCAAGGGUUUUAAGAUCUUGCAAAUGUACAGUCAUGGAAUACAACCUGUACUAAAAUUUGCAGUAUUUGUUUAAACCUUAUUAAAUUGGCAACUGUUAAUGUAUUUACCAUCACUGUCAGCAAGUAAAAAAAGCAGUUUUCAGUCAACACAAGCAUGUAAUGCGAAUUAUUUGAUGAGUAAUGAGAUAAUAAAGUGUCACAAAACAGUU